This is a messenger RNA of Paracoccidioides brasiliensis Pb18, 1098 nucleotides long. RefSeq lists its product as uncharacterized. Bases 1 to 1098 code for a protein of 365 amino acids. Gene Ontology annotation, molecular function: oxidoreductase activity. The record is from RefSeq and is a predicted model, not a curated record. The transcript is spliced from 2 exons.
AUGCGGUGGACACUCAUUCUUUUGGGCGCCUCCGUGGCGUCCGGCGCGGUCACGGAUUUCAUGAAAAAAUUGAGCCCUAAUCUGCCGCUCUCAUCUUUCGGUUCAUUCAAAACCAUGUCCAUCCAAGAUGUCAAGCAGGGAAAGGAUCUUCUGGGUAAAUUUUUAGAUGCCCCAACAAACAAACAAGCACCCGCGCCCGCUGCUGCUCCAGCCAAUUUCCAAACCUUCGCAGCUGCAUGCAAUGGCAAGACAAACAUGCGCACUGAAUGGCGCAGCUUCUCGCACAAUGACCGGCUGGCAUUUGUAAAUGCGAUCAAGUGCUUGACCAACAGACCCGCCUCUGGCAGGUUCUCGGGUGCAAAGAACCGCUACGAAGACUUCGCCCGUCUCCAUCAACAGCAGCUAUCAGAUAUCCACGGCAAUGAUAAGUUCCUACUGUGGCACCGAUACUUCGUCUGGGCUUUCGAACAAGUGCUGCGUGACGAGUGCGGUUUUAACAGAAACUUUCCCUGGUGGGAUGAGACCAAGGAUGCCGGCAGAUUCGCCCAGUCACCCAUAUUCACCAGCGACUACUUCGGUUCCCUUCCUCGCCCUGUAAACGGACAAGGCGUCUGCAUUACUGAUGGUGCAUUUGCCAGACUUACGUGCAAUAUCGGCCCUGGCACACAAAACCGCCCUCACUGCCUCGCACGGGCAGUCAACGAGCAGCAAACCGCCCAAUGCACCAACGAUUUCGUGAAGACUUGCAAUUCCCGAACUACCUAUCCUUCUAUGCACAGCUGUGCCGAAACCGGUCCCCAUGGUUAUGGUCACAACGGUAUCGGCAGCGUCAUGGCCGACGUUGCUGCCAGCCCAAGCGACCCCAUCUUCUUCAUGCACCACGCCUUCAUCGAUAGAAAUUUCCGUGUUUGGCAGAACGAGGCCCAAUCCCGCUGGACUACCAUCAGCGGUAGAGUCGCUGGUGGUGGCGCCCUCACCUUGGACACCCGCAUCAGCAUGGGUGGCAUUGUACCCGAUGUUAGAGUCCGUGAUAUCUUGGAUACCCUGGGUGGAGCUGCGAUCGGUGGGAAGAAUUUCUGUUACCGCUACAAUUACUAG